Leptopilina heterotoma is the source of this 4127-nucleotide messenger RNA. RefSeq names its product biotin--protein ligase (gene Hcs). The coding region runs from base 305 to 3307 and encodes 1000 amino acids. The record is from RefSeq and is a predicted model, not a curated record. The transcript is spliced from 18 exons. NCBI's taxonomy places the organism in Eukaryota, Metazoa, Arthropoda, Insecta, Hymenoptera, Figitidae. Gene Ontology annotation, cellular component: cytoplasm. Gene Ontology annotation, molecular function: biotin--[biotin carboxyl-carrier protein] ligase activity. Gene Ontology annotation, biological process: protein modification process.
GUUUCUCGAAAAAGCACAAGCGCAGUUCUUGUUAACAAAAGUAACAGACGAUAAUUGCUUUAAUUUUGUAUCUAUUAUAAUAAUUUUAUUGUAUAAUUAUUAAAGUACUCAGGAAAUGAAUGUGUUUACUUUAAAGUACAUGAUUGACAUUGCGAAGAAUAUACUACUUGACGAUUGUCACAAAAAUUCUUAUUAAAAAAAUAAUGCUUGGGAAAUUUAUUAAAAAGAUUUUUUGUAAAUAUGGAGAUGUUAAUGAAGCAAAAUUAAAUCGGAAAAGUAGAAUUUCACUAGAAAAACAAAAGCCAUGCUCCUGACUGUUUUCUAUAUGGUUGCAACAUGGAUUCAAUCGUGGAGACUCUCGUCUCUGAAAACACGUUUAAGUAUUGCCCUCAAGGAGGAAUCGACGAGACCUUCGGUUGUAUUCUAUACUGCAGCUUCUGUUCGAUCAAAAGAAGAAUUAAAUGGAAGCAAAAAUAAAUCUCACCCAGGAAAUGGAGCUAAUGAAGAUCACUUGAGUUCAGUUUUUUGCAGCAAUAAAGAUGCUGCAAAACUUGGAGAUCUUCUUUGGUAUCAAGGUGAUAGAAGAUUGUGUACAAUUUAUCCACAGCAAACGAUAAAUGUAAAUAACUGGUUAAUUUUUCCACCGGGGAAAACAAUGUUUCCACUUCUCGCUAAUAAUUUCGGUCAAACUUCCCUCCUUCAAGACAAUAAAAUUCAUGUUCUCGUCGAAGCUGACAUGGAAAUUUACAAUCCACUUGGUUCCUCAAAAUCUACAAAGCUUGAAGACUAUGGUUCAAUCGUCACAUGGACUUCGGAUAAAACAUUCGGCGUUAUUUUAGAAACUGAUUUAGAUCACAUUACAAAAUUUUCCAUUGCUUUAAUGCACGGACAAUGUUUCAUUAAUAAUGGACUUUUAGUUUCGCGGGUUGAAUCUGUUUCAGUUUCCGGAAGUCCGUGUUUUUCAAACUGUGAACACUACAAUUUUCUCGAUUACAAAAAAAUGAUAGGCAAAGCACAGUGGGACGCAUACAUAAAGAAAUUGAGAGCAUUCAGUGAAACUGCAAAAUUAGUUUCACAACAAGGCUUAGCUUACGAGGUGAAAGAAGCUCCGGGUGCAAUUAUUACCCCUGGAACUCAACCAAUUAGCUUACAAUUGCCCCUACAAAUAACCAUUUACGAAGAUGUUAGAACGGACAAUGCGAGUGAAUUUUCUGGUCCAGCGACACCACCACCGACUCCAGCGUCAAUGAGCGGAUUAAAUGGAACGACUUCCAGAUUGUCGCAAGCUUUAACAAAUUCCGUCGAAUUAACUCCAUCGGCUUCGCUAGAUUUUUCGGCAAUAUCAUAUUCGAACACUAGUUUAGCCAGAUCUCAAGACUUUGAUCUCAAGGAGAGUCCUGUGAGAAAAUUCAAAGGACCCUGCGAUGUUGAGGAUCAAAAAUCCUAUAAAUCUCUCAAUGUCAGCAGCGAAACACUUGACAAUGCUUCGAGAUUGGGCUCAUCGAGAAAUAUUCCUGCUAGCAUUGCUAGCACUCCAGCAAGAAAGACUGAAAAUGGAGGACAAGCGAAACCUCCUAGUGUUUUAAUAUACGGCGAUAGUUCUUUGGCGGUCGAUAGCAUCAAAAGUGUGCUGGAAACAACUUUAAAAGAAGACAAAUAUUCGGUCUACAGUUUGUCACUGGACGAAAUUCGUAGCGACAUUUGGAUGGAUCAAGCAUUUCUCAUAGUGAUUUAUGGAAAUAUUGGAAAUGAAAUUUCCACUCAACUUGUUGAGUACAUGGUGCGAGGGGGGAAAAUUUUAGCCCUCUGCUCCGAUUUAUUACACAUUUUACUGCCCACUUUUAAAACUGCCGAAGUUCGUGAAAACGAAUUGGUCCGUUUCUCUUAUGGAAAAUGGAAGAACGUCCGCAUGAUGCAUCACGUUUUUUGCUAUCAACCGUCUCCUGUGAAGACCAAAUUUUCCGAAGAGUUCAAAUCGAUGACAUCGCAAACACCAUUUGUAGUGAAAGUUCCCGAUAAAUGUGGACAUUUACAAUCAUUGACGGUAAAAGUUUUGGGCGCCGAGGAAACUUGGCAUACGCCAAGUAUUUUGUUGGCCGAUCUUUUGGAAAGUCAGGGCAAAGCGAUAUUUUCGCAAAUUCAUUUAGAAGUUGAUCCAUUGCAAUAUGAAUUCGAAGAGAGUAAAUUUAAAGCCCUUAAGGAAAGUAAUACAGCAAGAUUGGAAAUAAUUCGAGAUCUUCUCAGUUCGUAUCUCGAUAUGAAAGUCACGUCACAAAUUCGUCCACCAGCUGCUUAUACACCGGGGUUUUUUCUCGGCAGACAUGAGCUAAAGCUAGAAAUGCUGAAGAUGUUGAAAGAUAAAAUGCAACCGAACGAUAUUCUGAAAAUGGAGAAAAUUGAAGUUCAAUUUUGCGGUACGAAUACAAAAUCAAGAUCAGCAUCUUCCACUUUUCUACCAGUCAUGAUACAUCGAUGUCCUGAAAAUUUUUCUACUGUUGAAUAUUUUGAGAAUUUAAAUUCAGAAGAAGUGGGUCGUUUAGUAAUUUACUCGGAUAUUAUGUCGUCUUCUAUGGACGUGGUGUCAAAUUGUCGAUUACAUCAUGGCUUAGUUGUAAUUCCUUGUCGACAAACUAGGGGCCAAGGACGCGGUAAAAAUACUUGGCUCAGUCCAAAAGGCUGUGCAAUGUUUACUCUGCAACUUCACAUUCCAUUGGAUUCACCUCUGGGAAGACGGAUUUCCCUUUUACAACAUUUAAUUGCCGUCGCUGUGGUUUCCACCGUUAAAUCAAUACCAGGUUACGAGAAUAUAGAUCUCAGAGUUAAGUGGCCUAAUGAUGUGUAUGCAAGCAAUGAAUCGAAAAUAGGAGGACUUAUCAUAACAACUCUAGUUGAACAAACGUUGGCGAUUUGUAACAUAGGAACCGGGAUAAAUUUGUCCAACAAUUCUCCCACAGUUUGUAUCAAUGAAUUGAUAACUCGCUAUAAUGCAAAGAAUGGAACUACAUUGAAAAAAUUGUCUUACGAACAAUUUUUAGCUCUUGUAUUCACUGAGAUUGAACGAAUUCUCAAUAUUGUACAAAAAGGCAAUAUUGAUUAUUUGUAUGAAAUUUACUAUAAAUAUUGGUUGCACGCCGAUGCUGAAAUAACAAUUGUGUCACAAAACGGAACAUCUCAAGAAGUAAAAGUAAUUGGAAUCGACACUUAUGGAUUUUUAGAAGUACAAGGGAAGAAUGGCAAAACUUUCAGUGUUCAUCCAGAUGGGAAUAGUUUUGAUAUUAUGAAAGGAUUAAUAACUCCAAAGACUUAAAGUCAAGUAGUUUAAAAAUCAAAGGUUUCACACAACUUAAAUAUAUUUAUUAAUUUAAACAAUAUCUUUUUUUUCCAAAAAAACACGAGAGUGAAAUUAGAAUAAAAUUUUUAUUUAUUUUUUAUUAAUUUAUAUUUUUAAUAAAUUUUAAUAUUUGAGAAAUAUAGAAAAAAAAUUAAGAGAAACUUUCUGAUCUCUAUAAAACUUCUUUUCCCAGAAGAAGAAUCUCGUGUGAAAAAUUCUCUUAAAGUACUAAAUAGAAAAAAAACUCUUUUUCAAUGACAAAAAAACUGCAUUUUUUAAGAAAUUCUUUUUUAAAUAUAUACGUGUAUAAAUUAAUAUUUACACCGAUUUAAAAGAAAAAAAAAUAUUCCAGUCAAUUUGUAAAGAAAAGAAAGAAUUCUAGGUGUAUAUUUUUUAAGACAUCAUUCCACUAAAAUAUAUAAAUAGAUUUUACCGUAUGAAAAAAAUCUAUAAAAAAUCAUGCGCGAUUGUUUUUUUUUUAAUGUAGUGGAAACAUAGAAUUUUAUGGUGCACUAUUAUUCAUUAAUAGAUGGAAAGUUUAGUUGUUAUUAUCUGAAAGGAAAUUCUAAGCCAUAUUUUGCUUGGAAAAAAAAAUCAGUUUUAUCUACUGCCUAUUCAUAACGUAAAAAAAAAUCUAUCUAUAAAUGUGAAAGAACAAAAGCUUUAUUGUACUGUUUAUCCAAUUAAGAAACUUUAUCAGAUAUUAUAUGAUUGUAUAUUGUUGAUUGUUAAAAAAUAAUGCUCUUUUUUCAGUUGUAUCUGUACUUGUUAUAAAAUAAAUUCAAUCAGAAAUAUA